UUUCAGAGACCUUUAUUAGGAAUUUGCUACAGGCUGGGUCCGAACUCCAAAUUAGCCUCCCAGCGAGUCAGUUCCUGGGGGAAUCCAGCGCCAGUGGCCUCCCAGCGCGGCGGGGGAUCGCUGCGGUCGGCGCGGUCAGCUUGGCCACGGAGCGCACACCCGAGCUGCGGGCCGUGCGGACCCUUGGCGGGGCGGCUCCGCGGCCCCGGGCCUGAGCGCGCGGCGAGGCGCGGGGCGGGGCCGGCGGACGCCAUCGCGUCGCUACGGGCCGGCGGCAGCGGCGGCCUGGUCAGGACGGCCGCGGCGUCCUCGCCGCUCUUCGCUCGCCCACGGCAGCCGGGCCCUCGCCCAGUCCCCCGCCUGGUCCCCCACGGCGGCGCGUGCGGCCAGGUUGGGCGGGGCGGUUCCGGGGAUGAGGAGGCGGCGGCGCGCCGAGACGAUGCUCCGGAGCUGAAGAGACGCCGGCACACGGCGCGGCGGCCGAGCGCAGCGCCGACCCGCGGGAUGGCUCAGCCGGCGGGCCCGGCGGGCGGCGGGGAGCCCCGGGCGGAGCCGGCGGGCGGCGAGGGGCCUCCGGACUCCGGGGCGGCUGGCGGCCCGCCGGACGCGCUGAGCCUGGAGGAGAUCCUGCGGCUCUACAACCAGCCCAUCAACGAGGAGCAGGCGUGGGCCGUGUGCUACCAGUGCUGCGGCUCCCUGCGCGCCGCGGACGCCGGCCGCCGCCAGCCCCGUCGCCGCGUGCGCUCAGCCGCGCAGAUCCGCGUCUGGAGGGACGGCACCGUCACCCUGGCGCCCGACGACGCGGGAGAGCCGCCCCCCGCCACGGGUAAAUUGGGAUAUUCACAUUGUACUGAAACAGAGGUUAUUGAAUCUCUGGGAAUUGUUAUUUAUAAAGCACUGGACUAUGGUUUGAAGGAGAAUGAAGAAAGGGAGUUAAGCCCCCCUCUGGAGCAGCUCAUUGAUCACAUGGCCAAUACAGUGGAAGCUGAUGGCAGCAACGAUGAAGGCUAUGAGGCUGCAGAUGAAGGCCUGGAAGAUGAAGAAGAUGAAAAGAGAAAAGUUUCAGCCAUCCGGUCAUAUAGAGAUGUCAUGAAGUUAUGUGCUGCUCAUCUUCCAACUGAAUCAGAGGCACCAAAUCAUUAUCAGGCAGUAUGUCGUGCACUGUUUGCAGAAACAAUGGAACUGCAUACGUUUCUGACUAAAAUUAAGAGUGCAAAGGAGAAUCUUAAGAAGAUUCAAGAAAUGGAAAAAAGUGAUGAAUCCAGCACAGACCUGGAAGAGCUGAAAAACGCUGACUGGGCUCGGUUCUGGGUUCAGGUGAUGAGGGAUUUGCGGAAUGGAGUAAAACUUAAGAAGGUCCAAGAGCGACAGUACAACCCUUUGCCCAUUGAAUAUCAGCUCACCCCUUAUGAGAUGCUAAUGGACGAUAUUCGAUCCAAAAGAUACACUUUGCGAAAAGUGAUGGUCAAUGGUGAUAUUCCCCCUCGGUUAAAAAAAAGUGCUCAUGAAAUCAUCCUGGACUUCAUCAGAUCAAGACCCCCUUUAAAUCCGGUCUCAGCCAGAAAACUGAAACCCACUCCACCACGGCCACGGAGCCUCCAUGAAAGAAUCUUAGAAGAAAUCAAAGCAGAAAGAAAGCUGCGGCCCGUCUCACCAGAGGAGAUAAGACGCAGCAGAUUAGCAAUGCGGCCACUUAGCAUGUCUUACAGUUUUGACUUGUCAGAUGUAACUACCCCUGAAUCUCCAAAGACUGCUGUGGAAUCAUCGAUGGUAAAUGGAGGUUUAACAUCACAAAUGAAAGAAAAUGGGUUGAGUGCGGCACAGCAUGUGCCUUUGCAGCGGAAGAAACUCCUCAAAGCCCCAACCCUGGCUGAGCUGGACAGCUCUGACUCUGAGGAGGAAACUCUACACAAGUCAACCAGCAGCAGCAGUGUGUCUCCCUCCUUCCUUGAAGAUCCCUUAGUAGAGGCUGUGUCCACGAGGAAGAAGCCUCCAAAAUUCUUGCCCAUAUCAUCAACACCCCAGCCAGAGAGACGGCAGCCACCCCAGAGACGACAUUCUAUUGAAAAGGAAACACCCACUAAUGUAAGACAGUUUCUGCCACCGUCCAAGCAGAGCUCCCGAUCUCUUGUUCCUAGGAUAACCAGUGUUUGGCCAAGGACGCCUUGCCGACCACUUUUUUCUACCAUACAAACAGCUUCUCUGCUCAGCUCUCAUCCUUUUGAAGCAGCCAUGUUUGGGGUAGCAGGGGCUAUGUAUUAUCUAUGUGAGAGAGCUUUUACCAGCAGGUGGAAAUCCUCAAAGGAGGAAUUCUGCUAUCCAGUGGAAUGCCUAGCUCUCACUGUGGAGGAAGUAAUGCAUAUUCGUCAGGUCCUGGUGAAGGCAGAGCUGGAAAAGUACCAACAGUAUAAAGAUGUCUACACUGCCCUGAAAAAAGGAAAGCUCUGCUUCUGUUGCCGAACCAGGAGAUUUUCCUUCUUCACCUGGUCUUAUACCUGUCAGUUCUGUAAGAGGCCGGUGUGUUCCCAGUGUUGCAAAAAGAUGCGGCUGCCCUCCAAACCAUACUCCACUCUUCCCAUCUUUUCAUUGGGACCUUCUGCCUUGCAAAGAGGGGAAAGUUGCAUGAAGCCAGAAAAGCCCACCCCUGGCCACCAUCGGCCACUCCGGAGCAUUGCCAGGUUCUCCUCAAAAUCUAAGUCUGUGGACAAAUCCGAUGAAGAGCUACAGUUUCCCAAAGAGCUGAUGGAGGACUGGAGUACUAUGGAGGUGUGUGUAGACUGCAAAAAGUUUAUUUCGGAAAUCAUCAGUUCCAGCCGGCGCAGCCUGGUGUUGGCCAACAAAAGAGCCCGAUUAAAAAGGAAAACACAGUCUUUCUACAUGUCCUCACCGGGCACUUCGGAGUACUGCCCUUCAGAGAGGACUAUCAAUGAAAUCUGAGCCUGUGCCUUUCAGUUGCUUUGUGUUCCGAGUUGGUACCAGUGCAGGAGAACACUGAGCUAGACUGUCUCUCCUUGCCAUGGUCUUAGUUCAUAGGCUUGAAUUUGCAUUAGAUCAGAUUUUUGCUGCCUCACGUUGUUCCACAGACUGAAUGCUGUGUUCCUAUCGAUUGACGAUACGUGACAGGUCAGCCAAUCGCUCGUUUGCACCGAGAGAGAACAAUAGCUUGAAACUUGCUUCCAUGUGUGUGCGCGCGGAUCUGGAGGCCAGAGACUUUUUCCUUAGUUCAGUUACUUACUGUUCCUCAGAUCAUUUCCCGACUAAGGCAAAAAGCUUCUCCUAGGAGAAAUCAGCCUCACAAAGGUGUCGAUGUUCGCACAGUUCUAUGCAGUAAGUCAUAUUGGCACUUCCGCCCGACAGCGUUCCUGCCUAACGCACACAGUGGCCAGGCCCUGCCUCAUACUGGGUACCUGGAGUCGCCGGGCUAGGCUGUGUAUCAUCUCACGGCACAAAAUCUGGAAGGAUUUGCUCCUGCUAUCAAACUGAUUUUAAAUUAUUGUUGCUCUGAGCUAAAGACUACAGGAGGGACUUCAUGCCUGCAUUCUAGUGCAAAACAUCUGGAUAAGCUGUACACCCCAGUGGGGAACCAUUUCCUCUGAGCUGCUGUGUUCACCCCAGUGCAACGGAUGGGUGUUCCCUGAGUGGGUGACAGGUUUUCGUUCCCUAUCUUGAAUGGAUUAUGGUUCCUUGUAGUUUUGUAACAGAGGUCUAAGAAUUAAAGUUCUGUGGGAGUUUCAGGACAAAGGAAGGUUAGAAGUUUAUCGAGAAGUUGCGUGUAUUUUGGUUAACUCUGAGAAGGAUCGUGACAGCAUAGGGUGCCAGCCGUUGCCACACUGCAGGGAACGAGCUGGAGCUCAUCCGUUUUCAGCUACAUUUUUCAUAACUUUAUAGUCUUAGCCAUCACAACUAAAUUAAGUCACAAUUUGGUACCUAAGGUCUCCAACUGAAAUUUAUUUAUUUUUAUAAAUGAAUUUUAAGGGAAAAAAUUGUCUAGUUCUUUUAAAAUUACAAGAAAAUUAACCUGCUGAUAGACUUUUUGGAUGCUUUUUUGCACAAGUUUUCCUUGUAAACGACUGGAGGGAGUAAGGCGGGUUUUGAUGGAGGUAGGUUGGAGGGUAGCACUCACUGUACACAUGAACCAUCUCAGCUUGUUUGUCUCAUGCUAGGAGCUGUACUUUAUUAUUUUAGUAAGCUUAGAAACUACCAACCAGUCAAAUUGCCAUUGGCAUUUGGGAAAUCAAUUAAUGCACAUGCACAAGAAUUCCCUAAAAGCUAUAGGACCCAUCUGUAGUCAGCACUGCAACAGCACCAUUGAAUAAAAGGCAUGGCAGUCACAUUUCACUCCACAUCAAAGUAUAGUAACAUUUCUACAUUAGAUUAACAGUAAUACCUCAAAACUGCUCUGGUAGUAGUUUUUAAUGGGUUGAAAUUUACAAUUUAGUAAAUGGCUUAAAAUUACUUAUACUUAUGAAAUAAACUUUACCAAUUGACUAAAAUAAUGCAUGUUAACAGUUCGUCUGUAUUUGCAUGUCAAAAUGGGCCACCAGAGAACCCUUCUUGAAUUUGCACAUGUUUAAAUUAUUUUAAAGACUCUUGUAUACAAGAUUUAAACAGUAUAUGGGGUGAAUCUCAUUUAUAAAAUUUUCCGAGGGACUUUUUGGACUCUGUACCCCAGAUGCUUUGGUGGAAGCCACACACCCUUUGAGGGCCCCAGGUUUAGGCCUCGAAAUGACUACCGGGAAAGGGAAUGGUGUUUGUGUAGAUAUAUAGACAUGACCCAUGACAGAAGGCUUUUUAAAAUAACGACUAGUGUACCGCUGUUACAAAACAUAAGAAACUAAGCUCCUAAAAUGAGAGUUUCAUUCACAUUUAUAAGACAGAUACCUAGCUCAUCUCAGUCUUUGGCUUCAGUCCUUCAGGUUUCUGAUGCUGUCUAGGCUGAUUAGGGCAUUUUGAUCACUCUUACCAGAGCAUUAGACUGUGAAUCCUUGAGCAGCAUUAACGAGGUUUGUCAAGUGGGUGGUAAGGUCUAUGUGAGAUAGUCCACAGUGUGAGAAGAAGACACGUGACACACUUCAAAGCAUAGAAAUCGAAUUAGCCUCACUUUUUAUUGCCAAAACAAUUUCUUACAGUUUCUCCCAUAGCCAUGACAUGUGCCCAACACCUCAACUACGUUAGGUAAUUCCCAGAGAGUAAUCCACUAGCAGCUUUUGGAGCAUGGUUUUACCCUUGUUAACCUUUGUCUCUGACCUUAGGCCUGUCUUCCUCUUCUUAACUAGUAAAAUAACAUACCUUCGCAGUAUUCCUUUUUUUUUUUUUUUUUUUUUUCCUGGUUUCUGACUAUUCAGCAUUUACACCUGAUCCAACAACAACACAUUGGCUAGCUGGUCAGAAGGAGACGUGUCUGAGAGCUCGCAUGCACACCUGAGCAGCCCUUGGCAUGCCUUCCAGCACUUGCUCCUUUCCUCCCAGACUUCACGAGCUUGCCCCACUGGGAGAUCAUUCCUUCCCCACGGCUUAACUUUCUACCAGUGUCAGAGUAGAUAAGAAUGCUUGUAAAUACUGUAAUAUAUUUAUUAAUAUUUGAAAGGCAUUCAUUCAGUGGACAAUGGGAAUUAACUCUCCCAGGACAAGUGAAAAUGAAAUAAUUGAUAUGUACGUUGACUUAACAGUCUUACUAGAUUUCAAGUCUUAAGCCUUUCAGAUUAAACCAGAAGGUUGUUAAGUAGGAGUUUUUAAAAUGAUCUUACAUUUGAAGAGAUGAUGUGAUUAGCACCGUGAACUCGUACCAUGAAUUUUUUAAGGCUUUUAUUUUUCUAACUGUAUUAAUAAAUAUAGCAUUGGAUUUUAGGGGUCACAUAGGAGACAUGAAAGUUUUCAAAUUAUGUUGCUAUUUGCUAAAGCAAAAUGGCAGAAAAUUUUGUUCAUGCCAGACUGUUGGAAGAGCCAUGGAGAAAUGUGUACACUGACUGGACUUUGACCUGGCUUCCUGUGUGUGUGAGACUCAAGGUAUUGCUGGCAUUCGGGGUGACAUGACGGUACUAAACGUUUUCCAUUCAAGUCUUUUAUUUUAAAAUUUAGGGAAAAAUAAAAUGGCUUUCCAUCAUAACUUCCGUGUUGAGUUCCUAUUGUAAAAUGGUGAUGUCUUUUUGAGAACUAGCGGUCAGAAACCAUCUAGGUUAGGAAGGCAAGAUACUUGCAUCUCAGAAGUUACGAUCGGGUUAAGAUUGACAAUCUGACAAGGACCACAAUAGAAAAUUUUUUAGAAGGAGCGCCGGGGUGGUUCAGUCA
Molecule: messenger RNA, 6288 nt
Organism: Mustela erminea (ermine)
Lineage: Eukaryota; Metazoa; Chordata; Mammalia; Carnivora; Mustelidae
Gene: SPIRE1
Product: spire type actin nucleation factor 1
Exons: 18
Coding region: 505-2937 (810 amino acids)
Biological process (GO): actin nucleation; actin filament network formation; cleavage furrow formation
Cellular component (GO): cytoplasmic vesicle membrane; cell cortex
Molecular function (GO): actin binding
Source: RefSeq, a predicted model, not a curated record